Messenger RNA from Tachyglossus aculeatus (Australian echidna), 1346 nucleotides. It is a transcript of the gene AKR1A1, whose product is annotated as aldo-keto reductase family 1 member A1. Lineage: Eukaryota; Metazoa; Chordata; Mammalia; Monotremata; Tachyglossidae. The record is from RefSeq and is a predicted model, not a curated record. Gene Ontology annotation, cellular component: cytosol. The coding region runs from base 262 to 1245 and encodes 327 amino acids. The transcript has 10 exons. Gene Ontology annotation, biological process: aldehyde catabolic process. Gene Ontology annotation, molecular function: aldose reductase (NADPH) activity.
GUGUGGGACGACGGAGGCCCACCUCCAGCCAGCUGAGGUCAAUGGGCUUGAAGGAAGACUGAGGCAGAAGGGGGGUGGGCAACCGUCGGAGCUCAGAGGAGGAGGAGGAGGAAGAUCAGGAGGUGGGCAGAGAAGAAACCAAGUACACUACAGUGCAGAGAGCGUCUGAUCCGGUCACUUGCUCAAGCAUAGGCUCCCUGCUUCCCCGCCGAGCCCUCCCUUCCUCGGUGACGUCUCCCCAGUGCCGUGUUGCAGACCGCGAUGGCAUCAGCAAGCGAAGUUACCACCCUCCAUACGGGCCAGAAGAUGCCGCUCCUCGGGCUGGGCACCUGGAAGAGUGAAUCUGGGCAGGUGAAGGCGGCCAUUCAGUACGCCCUCAGCGUCGGCUACCGCCAUAUCGACUGCGCGGCCGCCUACGGCAACGAGGUGGAGAUCGGAGAGGCCUUGAAGGAGAGCGUCGGGCCCGACAAGCCCGUACGGAGGGAGGAGCUGUUCGUGACGUCCAAGCUGUGGAACACCAAGCACCAUCCCGAGGACGUAGAGCCGGCCCUCAGGAAGACCCUUGACGACCUGCAGCUGGACUACUUGGAUCUGUACCUGAUUCACUGGCCCCAUGCCUUCGAGCGGGGGGACAGCCCCUUCCCCAAGAACGCGGACGGGACGAUACGCUACGACUACACGGACUACAAGGAGACGUGGAAAGCCCUGGAGGCGCUGGUGGGGAAGGGGCUGGUCCGGGCCCUCGGGCUCUCCAACUUCAACAGCCGCCAGAUUGACGACAUUCUCAGCGUGGCCGCCGUCCGGCCCGCCGUGCUGCAGGUGGAGUGUCACCCUUACCUGGCUCAGAACGAGCUGAUCGCACACUGCCGAGAGCGAGGGCUGGCGGUGACGGCCUACAGCCCCCUGGGCUCUUCGGACCGCACCUGGCGCCUGCCGGAGGAACCCACCCUCCUGGAAGAUCCCACCGUCCUGGCGCUGGCCGGCAAAUACGGCAGGUCUCCGGCGCAGAUCCUGCUCAGAUGGCAGGUGCAGCGGAAAGUCAUCUGCAUCCCCAAGAGCGUCACGCCUUCUCGCAUCCUGGAGAACAUUCAGCUGUUUGAUUUCAGCCUGACCCCGGAGGAGAUGAAGCAGAUGGCGGCUCUGAACAAGAACUGGCGCUACAUCGUACCUAUGAUCACGGUGGACGGGAAGCGCAUCCCGAGGGACGCGGGCCACCCCUUCUACCCCUUCAAUGACCCUUACUGACACCUCCGCGGGUCUCCCUCUGCCCACCCUGCCGCCCGGGGACUGUCCCCCUCGGGCUCUGCCAGGGCAGACACAGCCAAUAAAACCGUUGGAUUUCGAGA